Molecule: messenger RNA, 3889 nt
Organism: Tribolium madens (black flour beetle)
Lineage: Eukaryota; Metazoa; Arthropoda; Insecta; Coleoptera; Tenebrionidae
Exons: 22
Coding region: 49-3813 (1254 amino acids)
Molecular function (GO): acyltransferase activity, transferring groups other than amino-acyl groups
Source: RefSeq, a predicted model, not a curated record
UAUGCGUAGCGAUGAAAACAGUUAUUAUGUACAUAAAAAGUGUAAGUUAUGUUAUUAUUUCUCGUUUUGCUAAUAUUUUUUCCAAGUCCAGCUGUUUCAUCUAAUAAGAUGAAAAAUAUUUCCGAAGGAUGUUCAAGGCAGUUAGAACUCUAUAACAGUGGAUUAAUAAACAUGGAGCAGUGGGCCUUAGAAAUGUUUGAUGCAACAUCUAAGAUUCCAAUUGGAGUCUUAGCUGGAAAUUUUUACGAUUUGGGAAAUUUUGACGAAUGUCUAAGUGUAAAAACAAACGAUCUUAGCGGUAAAUACUGUUUAGGGAAAAUUCCAAUACCAACCAAAAACUUUUCACUGGGCAUAACAAAAGGCGGUCAAGCAAAAAUCAUUUCUAACCAGAUUUACCUGCAUUCGGCAUUUUGCGUUCCAAAUGAAUGUUCUGUGGAAGACAUAUCUACUUUACACAAUUUAUAUGUUUUUGACACAAAUGAUUGUUACACUCAAAAUUUGCAACAGAAAAUGUCCCCGGGAGCAAUUGCAACAAUAACAAUUUUAGCUAUAUUUCUACUAAUCUCCUUUCUCUCAACCAGUUAUGACUUCUAUCUACAUUACAAGAAAUACAAGCCCGGUAAUGAACUUACAGUUGCAUUUUCUUAUUUCACAAAUGGAAAGAAAUUGGUAGCAACGACAAAAAGUAAAGAUCAAUUGCUGUGCUUAAAUGGGAUSAAAGCUCUCAGCAUGAUGUGGAUAGURGUAGCUCACGAAUAURUAAAUGGGGCUGCAGGACCAAUAGCUAAUUCUUUUGCAGUUUCUGAGUUUAUUCAAGAAACCGCCAACAUGUUUGUUAUUGGAGCAUCUGUUGCUGUAGACACAUUUUUUGUAAUUGGGGGAAUAGUAAUUGUAUACACUUUUCUCAAAACUGACGCGAAAGGAAUAAAGUUUAAUGUGUUUUUGUUUUACAUUCACCGGUACAUAAGGUUAACUCCUGCCUUAGCAGUUGUAGUUUUAAUCCAUGCAACAACAUUGAAAUAUUUAGGAGACGGUCCUCAGUGGAAUUCAUUUGAUGAACACUUAGUAACACCUUGCAGAAAACACUGGUGGGCAGCUUUGUUAUACAUUCAAAACUACGUACACGACGAACAAGCAUGUGUACCACAGUCAUGGUAUUUAUCUAUUGAUUUGCAACUUUUUAUUUUAUCACCACUUGUUCUCCUUGCCUUAAAAAGAAAGCCAAAAUGGACUUUAGUUGGACUGUUAAUUCUCACAAUUGCUGGCAUUGUCAUACCUUUUGGAGUUGCUUUUAACAAACAGUUUUCUGCGUUUAUGAUUGGAAAUAAAAAUGAUACAUUAAAUUAUAUGUUUUUUUACUAUGAGCAAACCUAUGGGCGGUUUGGACCAUAUGUAAUGGGCAUGAUUAUGGGUUAUUUUGUUUUUAAAAUUAAUAGUGGAGAACUGAGAAUUAAAUUUAAAAAGAUUAUGAUUUUGCUACUUUGGUCGUUGUGUCUAGUCGGUGGUUUGGCGUGCGUUUAUGCAGGACACGACACAAUGCUAGCCCCUUACAAUAGAUGGUCUCAUUCUCUUUACAUCGCCUUCAAUCGACCAGCUUGGGCUUUGGCCAUUAGUGGCAUAAUUUUUUUAUGUGUCUCAGGAUACGGAGGACCUGUUAAUAACUUCUUGUCAGCUUCCAUAUUCCAGUUUUUGUCGAAAAUUUCCUAUUCCAUAUAUCUAGUUCACUAUGCGUUUAUCAUUCUCAGAACUAGUUCUUACAAGACUGAAAUUAGCUUGACACAUUUCUAUACGUUUUUUAAUUUUUGGGGCGAUUUUAUGUGUAGUAUUGCUUUAGCUAUAAUUCUUUGUUUAACAUUUGAAUCUCCAAUGAUUACAAUAGAAAAAUUGCUGUUUGAAAAAUGGACACAUACAAAUAAAGUCACUUUUUAUAGUAAACUGAGUGGUUUUAUUACAACAAUUCUGGUAUUAUUCAUUAAAAACAGUAAUAGCAACGAAGUGCCUUAUCAGAAUAUAUUCGAAUCAAUUACCCCAGAAAUAAAUCAAACAUUAUCACCAGAAUGUCAAAAAGAUGUGUUUCGCGUAAUAGAAUCACCAUACCUGCUUCUGCUAUUAAUCGAUGCUAGCUCAAAAAUACCAUCUGGUGUAGCAAAAGGAAAUUUUCGACCAAUGGGCAAUUACGAUGAAUGUUUCAGUAUAAAAGAUGUUGAAACUAAAUUCUGUAAAACUUAUGUGCCCAUAACAUUUAAUAAUAGUGGAGAAAUUAAUGUAGAAGCACUCUUCUGUGUGUUAAAUUCUUGCACUGCUCAAGAUUUAAAUAAAAUCUUUGACAAUUUUUUAACAUUUGACGACGAAUUGUGUUUGACAAAAGAUUCAGGACCUUCUUUGGAUACUUUAGCUAUAACAGCGAUAGUCAUCUUUGCGAUAAUUGGUUUAAUCACUAUUACUUCUACUAUUUAUGAUAUAUUUGUACAGUACACAAAAAAAACUGCUCUCCACCCAAUUACAACAGCAUUUUCAUUUUACACAAAUGGAAAAAAAUUAUUUCAUUUGGGUAGUGGUCAAGAAUUGCCAUGUCUAAAUGGUAUCAAGGCACUAAGUACGUUAUGGGUGGUGUUGGGACAUGUUUACAUGGCUUACGUUUUUGUUCCUUUGGACAACUAUCUGGAUGUUUAUAACUGGCUCGAUUCGACUUACAGCCAAUACAUUUCUGGAGCAACCGUUUCGGUCGACACAUUUUUAGUAAUUGGUGGAUUUUUAACAAUGUAUACUUUUGAAGCAUCUAUGAACAAAGGGACAAAAUUCAAUGUUCCUUUAUACUAUCUGCACCGUUUCCUAAGACUGACACCCUCUCUAGCUGCAAUGCUACUAGCACAUGCGGCUCUUUUUAAUUAUUUUGGUUCCGGACCUGUUUGGGAAAACACCGACUUAUUUCUAUCCAAAGCUUGUAAGGAUUACUGGUGGUCUACUUUACUAUAUAUCCAAAAUUACAACAACCCCAACGGAAUAUGUAUUCCUCAAAGUUGGUACCUUUCAGUGGACAUGCAAUUAUUUCUAGUGUCACCUUUACUCCUAGUUUUGAUACGCCAAUGGCCAACUUGGGGUUUUAUUACUUCAUCAAUAUUGUCUGUUCUGUCGAUUAUAAGUAGUUUUCUAAUCGGAUGGUUUUUCAAACUUAAUGGACAAAUGACUGGAAAUAUUAGUGGAAACCUUAGCGACUACAUGAAGUAUUAUUACAUGCCCACUCACACCAGAAUGACCCCGUAUUUAAUGGGAUUGAUGCUUGGUUAUGUGAUUUCUCAAUUAAAAACAUCGGGAAAAAAGAUUAAAAUUAAUAAGAUGUUGGUAUUGCUAGCAUGGUUGUCUUCCUUUGUUUUAAUGGCGGUUUGUGUAUACGGAGGACAUACUCUUCAAUUUACAGAGUACGACAGAUUAGCCAAUUCAUUCUACAUUGCUUUGAUGCGACCCACAUGGUCCGUAGCAAUCUGUUGGGUGAUAUUUGGAUGUGUUAUGGAUUACGGUGGCCCCAUUAACAAAUUCCUUUCGAUACCCAUUUUUCAAAUACUAUCGAGAUUAUCAUACAGUAUAUAUUUAGUGCACUAUUCAUUUAUUUUUAUGACAAAUUUUACAACAAGAUCAUCGCUGCAUUUCAGCGAUUACUACGCGUUUCAUAAGUUUUGGGGCGACUUGAUCUUUUCGCUUGCUAUUGCAAUAGUCUGGACACUCAUCUUUGAAUCUCCUGUUAUUGUGCUAGAGAAAAUGUUGUUUAAAAACCAUGUCAAAAUUCCUCAUUCCAAAAAAGAGGUACUUGUUUAAAAUAUCAUAAGUAUUUAUAUUUAUUUAUUAUUUGUUUAUACUUUUCUAUUUAUUUUGUAAUAAAUUAUUUUUUGUA